This is a messenger RNA of Colletotrichum godetiae, 336 nucleotides long. RefSeq lists its product as uncharacterized. The transcript has a single exon. Lineage: Eukaryota; Fungi; Ascomycota; Sordariomycetes; Glomerellales; Glomerellaceae. Bases 1 to 336 code for a protein of 111 amino acids. The record is from RefSeq and is a predicted model, not a curated record.
AUGUCCCGUAAGAGCUUCUCCCUAUCUACCACAACAUCUUGGCUCCUUAACUUUUCAGUCACUGAAUCAAUCAAACCAUUUCAAUCAUGGCCGGGAAGAAAGUCUACCUUCAAUGAGCGCUGCCGCCAGAUCCAAAGGCUGCGGCAAACCGUUGAACCAAGCUCAGAGCAUGCAGCAAUGAAUGAGUGCCUUCUUGAUCGGGACGACUGGGAUGCUAUCCCCAGCUGUACGCGCUCUUACGAGACCGAAAUCACCGAGAAAGGUACUGUUCCCGAGGAGUGGCUUACUCCUGGAAAUUACAGCCUGCUCGGCACGUGCUUUUUCAAUUAUAAUUAG